AUGACAAAUGUUGAAAGUGAAGUGAUUUUAAUCGAAUCUUCUUCUGAAGGAGAAGAUUCUGUAAUGAUUAUCGAUUCAUCGUCCGAAGAAGAAGAGAUGGACACAAUAAAUAUACAAUCAUCCUCUGAAGACGACGAUGAAGACGAAGCCUAUACCGGAUUAUUGGUGGAAGUGGAAAUGCCUCCUGAUUAUCAUCCACCGACAAUCAAUGACAACAACGACGAAGAUGCGGACGAGGGAGAUCAUCGCGAAAAUGAUCAUGUGUUCGACAUAAACGAACACACAUAUGCUUAUCUCUACGAGGGUGAGCAUGUUCAUGAUAAAGAAUGCAGUAUUUGCUUGAAUGCAUUCAUCAUUAAUGCUCGUGUCCGAAGACUCCAGUGUUUUCACUUGUUUCACAUGGAUUGUAUCAACCCAUGGUGUCAACGACGCAAGAUUUGUCCUUUAUGCCAGCAAGAUAUCGCCAACGCUGAAGAGAAUUAA
Clunio marinus is the source of this 483-nucleotide messenger RNA. NCBI's taxonomy places the organism in Eukaryota, Metazoa, Arthropoda, Insecta, Diptera, Chironomidae. The record is from the annotation of a GenBank genome assembly.